Molecule: messenger RNA, 1340 nt
Organism: Dichomitus squalens LYAD-421 SS1
Lineage: Eukaryota; Fungi; Basidiomycota; Agaricomycetes; Polyporales; Polyporaceae
Product: cwf21-domain-containing protein
Exons: 3
Source: RefSeq, a predicted model, not a curated record
UCAUGUACAACGGAAUAGGCCUCACAACUCCCCGCGGAAGUGGCACCAAUGGAUACGUGGUACGGAACUUGUCCACAUUGCGUAGCUACCAGGGUCCACAAGACCGCGCCGGUGCAUGGGACGUAGCUCCACCUAAACACAGAGAGCCCGAUGCAGAGAUUCUGGAACAUGAGAGGAAACGGAAGGUGGAGGUGAAGUGUCUAGAGCUGCAGCUUCAACUGGAGGAGGACGGCCUCGAUGAAGCAAAGAUCGAAGAGCAAGUCAAUGAGUUGCGGACGAAGCUGCUUGCGGAAGCUUCCGCCCUCGUCCAAAAUGCUAAGGCCCUCAAGCCCUCUGACACGCACGGCAUUGCGGCUGCGAAGAAGGACGAGUUGAACAAAAUGGCUCGCGCGUUGGGCACACGCAGCGACUAUCACGAGGGAGACGCCUUUGACCGGGAGAAACAAGAGGAGCAGAGACUUCGCAGGAUGGCAGAGAGGGAGGAAAGGGAGAAGCAAAGAGAGGAGGAGCGAGCGAAGAUGCGGGCGCAGAAGGAGAAGUGGGAGGCCGAACGCAAGGAGAGGGACCGCUUGAGGCGGCGGGAAGAGGAUAGGAGGAGAAAGGAAAGAGAUGAAGGCUACUCCCGGAGGGACAGGGAUACGAUGCCACCGCCGCCCCUUCCACCUUCGCGCGAUCGCGGUGGUAGGGACUACCGUGACCGUCGCAGCAGGAGCAGAAGCCCCCGUCGUGGACCGUCUCCGGAUGACGACCGCGAUUACCGACGCAGGCGUUCCCCUUCUCCACCUCGCCGCCGUGGCGCCUCGCGCUCGCCACCCUCGCCCCCUCCUCGCACUAGGCGUAGGUUUGAGUCACGCUCGCCCUCCCCGCCUCCGCGCGCGAAACGCUCCGGCUCUGUCGAGCCACCGUCCCGUGGUGAACGUGGCUUAUCGCAGUCGCCUCCACCCUACCCGCCUCGUUCGCCUCCUCGGUAUGGCCGGGACUCCCGCCGCAGAUCGCCCUCACGCUCGCCUUCCCGCUCGAGGUCGCCUGUGCGGCGUGAUCGUUCUCCGCCGCCCCGCUCGAGGGGCAUGCCUGCAACGCGUUCACCUUCGCCACCUCCGGCUGGAGACCGUGGACCACGUCGUCGCGGGCGGUCAUCUUCGAGCGACUCUUCUAUGUCUGUCAGUUCCGCUUCGAGUCGGAGCAGGGAUUGAAUAUCGAGCGUCAAGCGGCUCAUCGUGACAAGGCAUUCGGGUGAAAUUCGACUCUUCUCAGUUCAUUUUACGUCCUAGUUGUACGAUAGUGCCCUCACGCUUUUUCAGGAAUGUAUGCGAUCCAUGCUUCUAUGCAGUGAGAGUGCG